AUGGCGCACAACCCCAUGCCCCCCCACACCGGCGGCAAGCUAAAACCUUCCUCGGCCUUCAAGGAGCGGUUCAGGACGACAGGCACGGGCAAGAUCAAGUACCAGCGCGCUGGCCACGUGCACAAGCGGUUUAACAAGUCCAAUCGGCAGCGGCGCGAGCUGGGGCAGCCCAAGAUCAUGCACAGCACAUACGCCAAGAUCCUGAAGAAGCUGGGCUUUGUCAGCCGGUUCUAUUGA
Auxenochlorella protothecoides is the source of this 237-nucleotide messenger RNA. RefSeq lists its product as hypothetical. Gene Ontology annotation, cellular component: ribosome. Gene Ontology annotation, molecular function: structural constituent of ribosome. Gene Ontology annotation, biological process: translation. The record is from RefSeq and is a predicted model, not a curated record. The transcript is spliced from 2 exons. Lineage: Eukaryota; Viridiplantae; Chlorophyta; Trebouxiophyceae; Chlorellales; Chlorellaceae. The coding region runs from base 1 to 237 and encodes 78 amino acids.